Penicillium hordei is the source of this 999-nucleotide messenger RNA. RefSeq lists its product as uncharacterized. The record is from RefSeq and is a predicted model, not a curated record. The transcript is spliced from 3 exons. The coding region runs from base 1 to 999 and encodes 332 amino acids. Lineage: Eukaryota; Fungi; Ascomycota; Eurotiomycetes; Eurotiales; Aspergillaceae. Gene Ontology annotation, molecular function: O-methyltransferase activity.
AUGGCUGAGCAAGAGCACGAGAUCCGCACUCGUGUGCGCGAGGCGUACAUGCACGCCGGUCUGUAUGCCUACGCCAUUGGCGAAUUUGCACUCAUCAAAGUCUUCAUCGACUAUAAGGUCUUUGACGCUAUCCCCGACAAGGGCGACAUCACUAUCUCUGGGGUUGCCCUUAAGCUCACUAUGGCUGAGGUCCUCGCCAGUCCUACCCCCGGCCGCGUCGCGCACAUGCACAAGUCUCUCAAAUAUAGGUCGGACACGCUCGAGGCCGGCCUUAUCUAUCAUGUCUUCAAUAUGCUUUUCCGUCCGCUAGCCAAGCUUCCCUCGUUCUUCAAAACACACGGCCUGGCGUCCCCCAAGGACUCCAAGAUCACACCUUUUGGCCAGGCCUUUAACCACCCAGAAUGGGACGUGUACCGCAUUCUCGACAGCAAGCCCGCGCUACACAACCAGUUCAACCAGGUCCUAAAGGGCCUCGGCACCAUGUACUCGCUAAAGGGCGUGUACGACUUCAGCUGGAUGGAGCCCCAGCUCACCGGAUCGCGCGCUGCCCUUGUCGACAUUGGUGGCAGCAGCGGUUUGGUCAUCAAGGACACUCUAGCCAACAACUCGUUCAUCGCACCAGCGAGCUUGAAGGACAUCCAGUUCGUCAGCGGCAGUAUCUUCGAGCCUCUCCCCGAGAACCUCAAGGGCGCGUGCCUCUAUCAGAUGCGACGCAUACUGAACGACUUCACCGACGAGGAUGUGCUCAAGGCCCUGAAGACGGUGAGAGCGGCUGCCGCUCCGGAUUCCAUCUUGGUAAUUGAGGAGAUGCUUAGCCCGGUCCGAAAUAUUCUCAAUGCCGGAAUGGACGUUUUCCUGAUGCUGGUGGGUGGAAAGAAGAGGGACUCAGCAAUGUUCAGCGACUUGGCUGUGCGCGCCGGCCUCCGUCUUAACGGCGAAUACAAGCAAACCUCUGCGGAGUUUGAUGACUUCAGUGUGCUUGCGUUUGUGGCGGUCUAA